AACUCGCCGUAGAACUGAUUUCACCCGACUCCGAUCUAGGGUUUCUCCACAUCAAUUAGGAGUAGCAAAGCUCGAAAGGUAUAGUCUUGCGAGCUUAUUCUAUCUCUAUUUUCGUGCGUAUAUUCGAUUUUCGUAUGUGUUUGACAUACUACAUUUGUGAGAAGUCCUUGGUUUAUGAGGUAGUUGAGUGGAAAAUUCUUCUGGCGAGAGCUGGAAAGGUUUUGCAAGGCGAAGAAUCUUAUUUUUGCUGAAGUUUUCAGGGUCAUGAGGCCUGUGUUCUGCGGGGAUCUCGAUUUUGAUUGUCGCGAUUCUGAUGUUGAACGUCUUUUCAGAAGAUAUGGGAGGGUUGACAGGGUGGACAUGAAAUCUGGCUUCGCUUUUGUUUACAUGGAAGAUGAGCAUGAUGCAGAGGUUGCAAUCCAGAAACUCGACGGGAUACACUUUGGUAGAAAGGGAUGCAAAAUUCGUGUUGAGUGGACUAAGCGAGAACGUGGUGGCCGAAGGGAUGAUAUCUCGAAAAGAUCUUCAACCAACUCACGGCCUUCAAAGACUUUGUUUGUGAUCAACUUCGACCCCAUCAAUACUAGGAACAGAGACAUCGAAAGGUACUUUGAACAUUAUGGAAGAAUAUUAAGCGUCAGGAUCAGAAGGAAUUUUGCAUUUGUGCAAUAUGAGUUGCAGGAGGAUGCUACCCGAGCAUUAGAAGCAAGCCACAGGAGUAAUUUCAUGGAUCGAGUUAUUUCAGUGGAGUAUGCAAAUCGAGAUGAUGAUGGGUAUAACCCUGAUGGAAGAGUUCGAGAUGUGUCCCCCGGUAGAAGGAAUUAUGAUCGUGGACAUUCUCCAAUUCCAUACCGAAGGGAUAGGGGUAGCCCUGAUUAUGGACGUGAAACUUUACCAAGCUCUAGAUUUGAGCAAAGGGAUAGGGAUAGGCAUAGCCCUGAUUAUGGACGUGAAGCAUUAUCAAAUUCUACAUCUCAGCAAAGGGGGAAGGGUAGCCCUGAUUAUGGACGUGAAGUCAUACCAAAUUCCAGAACUCAGCAAAGGGAAAGGGGUAGCCCUGAUUUUGGACGUGAAACUGUACCCAAUUCUAGAUCUGAACAAAGCAACAACCUUCAUUAUGGAACAGCAGAAAGCCCUUUGAACACCAGAUAUAAUAUCCAUUCGCCUCCACGUGAAAGAUCUCGAUCUCGAUCUUGAGGAAGAAGAUUACUGUUGGAUGCAUUUGGUAGUAGCUGUUAUCGUCAUUUUCCCCUUUGAUUCUCUAAUUCUGUGGUGUGAUCUUUGAAUUGGAUGGACGGUGGGCCUAUUCCAUGUUUAAACAGCUGAAUAUAUAUGCUCUUGGUAGUUGGUCUCA
This is a messenger RNA of Sesamum indicum (sesame), 1354 nucleotides long. NCBI's taxonomy places the organism in Eukaryota, Viridiplantae, Streptophyta, Magnoliopsida, Lamiales, Pedaliaceae. The record is from RefSeq and is a predicted model, not a curated record.